Molecule: messenger RNA, 243 nt
Organism: Dentiscutata heterogama
Lineage: Eukaryota; Fungi; Glomeromycota; Glomeromycetes; Diversisporales; Gigasporaceae
Source: the annotation of a GenBank genome assembly
UCUUCUCCUGAAGGCUCCAUGGUCUCUUUUCAAAAUCCUCAGGUUGAAAAAAAGCGAAAGAUUACUGAUUCUUUCCCAGAAUCUUCUAAUAAAGUUACUGAAAUCACUAUUCAAGAUCCUAAAAACUAUGUUAAUUCCGAUUAUUCCAAAAAAAAGCAAAAGCGUGAAAUUGAGUAUGAAUAUUCUGACAAAUCUGAUAAUGACUUUAACUCUCUUUUUAACGAAGAAAGUUUGAUAACUCGG